Messenger RNA from Symsagittifera roscoffensis, 2412 nucleotides. RefSeq lists its product as uncharacterized. Gene Ontology annotation, cellular component: extracellular matrix. The record is from RefSeq and is a predicted model, not a curated record. The transcript is spliced from 2 exons. NCBI's taxonomy places the organism in Eukaryota, Metazoa, Xenacoelomorpha, Acoela, Convolutidae. Gene Ontology annotation, biological process: larval heart development; cell adhesion involved in heart morphogenesis. Gene Ontology annotation, molecular function: catalytic activity. The coding region runs from base 1 to 2412 and encodes 803 amino acids.
AUGCACCGCAGCAGCAACCGACGUGAUAUCAGAGGAGGUGGAGUGGCUAUAUAUUGUGCCAGCUAUAUCAAUGUAAGAGAGGACGAUGCGCUUCUGGUUGAGAACUACGAUGCGAUCUGGUGCAGACUUCUUUAUGCCAAUCGAGAAGUUGUGCUCGGAUGUCGCUAUCAUACUGAACCGACAGACGACGAAAACUUUGCUAACUGUCUGUACAAAUUGUCUACUGGAAACAUGGAGAAGAUUGUAGCUGCGGAUUUUAAUCACCAAAGUAUUGAUUGGGAAGCUCUGUCAUGCUCGGGGAGCAUUGCAGAUCAGCGGUUUUUGGAUAUGGUGCAAGAUAACUUUUUGUCACAGCACGUUGUUGACCCAACAAGAGGGCAGCAUGUGUUAGAUUUGCUUAUGUCGUCGGAGCCAGACCUCAUCACGGAAUGUAUCGUGGAAGGGAAUAUUGGAUCUACUGAUCACAACACAGUGAUUUUUUCGGCAGCAAUCAAACAGCGUAACUUGAAUGAGAGAAGUUUCAGCCGCAGAAAUUUUUGGAAGAUGGACGCGGGAAGCCUUCUUUCUGAUUUGAAAGGAUACGACUGGAAUUCUCUCCUUAUUGGGGAUGCAGAACAGCAGUGGAACAUGUUGAUGGGCACUCUUAAUGAUCUUAUCUCAAAGCAUGUACCGUUUGUUGAACGAAGGAAGCGAAAGUACCCAUGGAUUGCAAAACAGGUUUUGCGGGCGUGUAAGGACAAGCGACGUUGCUGGAAGAAUUUGCAGAGCAACAAUUCUGUUGAAAAUGAGUUGAAGUACAUGCAGGCAAAACGAGCAUCGGACCAAUCUGUUGAAUGGUCGAAGAAAGAUUUUGAAAGGAAGCUGGCGAAAGGAAUUAGAGAAGAUAGUAAGUCUUUCUGGAGAUACUUUUCCGCAAAGAAGAAAUGUCCAACGAAGGUUGGCCCUUUGAAAGAGGGUGAUCGUGUAAUUGAGAAGUCUGAAGACUUGGCGGAGCAUCUGAACAGUUACUUCCAAUCUGUAUUCACUCAGGAGCCAAUAGGCCCUGUACCCUAUGCUGAACGACGAACUAAUUUUAAGAUGCCAAAUAUAUCGAUCACUGUUGACAUGGUCCUUGCUCAGCUGCUCAAUUUGAGAGUUGAUAAGGCAGCAGGUCCGGACGGGAUCCCCCCAUUGUUUCUCAAGCUAGCUGCACCAGGGUUAGCUGAACCACUGACUAAGAUAUUUCGAGAAUCGCUGUCAUCCGGAGUUGUGCCGACUGGAUGGAAAGUUGCUAAUGUAUCUGCUUUGUUCAAGAAAGGCAAGAGAAGUGAAGCAGCAAACUACCGUCCCGUAAGUCUUACUUCAGUGAUUUGUAAAUGUUUUGAGCGCAUUGUUCAGCAGAGCGUUAUUGGACAUCUGAAGGAGCAUAACCUCAUUAGCGACACUCAGCAUGGAUUUAUGAAAGGACGAAGUUGCUUGCUUAGUCUUCUGGCAUUUUUCGAAAAUAAGGACGAAUUGUUGGACAAGAGAAUGGCAGUAGAUGUAUUAUAUCUGGAUUUUGCAAAGGCUUUUGACAAAGUUCCACAUAGACGGCUAGUUGAAAAAAUGAGAGCUCACGGGUUAUCGGAGGAAGUGAUCAAGUGGGUGGAAGCAUGGCUGAAAGACCGCAAGCAGAGGGUGGUAAUUGAUCAGUGUUACUCCAGCUGGGAAACUGUGUUCAGUGGAGUCCCGCAAGUUCUCUUGCAGAUCAGUCCUAGAAAGAGAAACGUCGACGGAAGGUACACAUUGGGGCUUGCUGAAAUCGAGAACGUUGAUUCAGAAGUGGAUUUGGGUGUUACUGUAAAUUGCUACGGAAAAAGAGUUGAUCAAUGCUUGAAAGCAGCCAAGAAAGCCAAUGCAGUUUUAGGCAUGAUCAAGAGGACCAUUCAAUGUCGUGACCAAGAAGUUUUAAUCCCACUCUACAAGUCCUUAGUAAGACCACAUCUAGAGUACUGCGGACCAGCAUGGAGACCUCAUUACAAGAAGGACAUCAACACGAUUGAGAAAGUUCAACAGAGAUUUACGAGAAUGGUGCCUGGGCUGCAAGAACUAUCGUACGAGGAGCGGCUGAAAAAGUUGAAGCUAACAAGCAUGUAUGAAAGAUUCUUGAGGAAUGAUCUGAUUUUGGUAUACAAGAUACUGUUUGGACAUAUGGAUGUAAAUCCAGCGACAUUCUUCAAACUGAGUCGUAACACGCAUCUGAGAGGACAUAUUCUAAAACUGGAAGGACGCAAAGUGAACCUGGACAGAACCUCUCACUCGUUUGCAAACAGAGUUAUAAACGCUUGGAAUAGCCUGCCCGAGAAUGUUGUACUUGCACCGACCAUUGAGACAUUCAAGGAGAGUUUGCACAAGCACCUCUGCCUUGAAAACCCCGGUAUAAUGGUUUCCUAA